AUGAAUCUCAGGGAACGACAGCGAGCUCACCGAGAGAAGAAAAGGGAGCUGCAGUCCAAGAUUAACGAGCUCAGUGGGCAAAGUCAGAAUUACAAUUUCACCAAACUACGAGCGAUAAGUAUUAAAGAGCUUCAGAAACAACUGGAGAGUUUACAGUCGCAUGGCCAACAACCCGGAGAAGGGGGUAGCAGAGAUUCGACUAUGGAAGGAAGAGAUACGGAAGGAGGCGAAGAAGUUGAAGGCGAAGAAGGUGAAGGUGAAGGUGACGACGACGACGAAGGUAAGCGCUUUGAUGGCGACCAUAUGGCCUGGGAGGGAUUACAGAACGACUUGGAUGAUAUGUUCCCGCCUUCGUGCUUCCAAGAAGGUAACGCCUUGCCUUAG
This is a messenger RNA of Cryptococcus amylolentus CBS 6039, 384 nucleotides long. RefSeq lists its product as hypothetical. The record is from RefSeq and is a predicted model, not a curated record. Lineage: Eukaryota; Fungi; Basidiomycota; Tremellomycetes; Tremellales; Cryptococcaceae. The transcript is spliced from 2 exons. Bases 1 to 384 code for a protein of 127 amino acids.